CACUCCUUCCACUCCUCUAACAUUUCUGGUAUUUGGUCUCCUCCACAGUAUUUCUUACUUGUGGAUCCUGCCUCGCCAGCUCGAUUUCGCAACUCCUCCAUAUCUUCUCAUCGUCACCCCAUCGGCCAGUCCAACGGCCAAACCAUUCGUCCAUCUCAACCCUCCAUCCCAGACUCGCCUCUCAUGGCGACGACCGCAGCCCCGUCCCUUCCUCAGGAUCAGCCUGACCGUUCCGGGCGUCGCCGUCCAUUCUCCACAUGGGUAAAGAAGCUCACCAACUUCAACAAGGGUUCUUUUUCUUCGUCCAACGAUCCGUCCUCAACGAAUUCGUCCAAUACGAAGCGACCUAUCACCAAAAAGAAGAAACAGGACAAACGCGCUCCCUCCAAGAACAACAAUCCCUACCCGCAGUCUGGCACCAUCGGCACCCGCCACGGUGUCUCUACCCACAAUCACAACAAGACACACAGCUCUCCUUCUUCCUUUUCCACCGCCCAGAGUAAUGGCAGCCUCAGCUCACUGGAUCCAAGCCCUCCAUUAGGGUACGGGGACGGGGACGGGGACGGAGACGGAGACGGAAAUAGCCAUCGCAGACACACCGCCGGCGCGAGGUCUCUGGCCCCAACUGUAGCCACCGACCAUGAAGCCCAGCAAUCCAUCGUCGCUCCCUCCUCAGUUGCUGGGACCAGCCGCACCGUCGGCGGCAUGGAGUCGCGUCGUGGAGGCGACAGCACUUUCUCCUCUCCGGCGCCCUCGGUCCGUUCUCUGACCACCACCCUAACCACCAUCCACUCGUCCGUGCCGCCCAACGGCCAGCAGCAGCAGCAGCAACAACAACAACAAGCAGGGACGCACGGCGGCGGCACCGGCCACGGCCACGGCCAUUCCAGCAGCAUCCACCACGGCCAGAACAACAAUAACAACAACAACAACAACAACAACAGCAGCAGCAGCAGCAGCAGCAACAACAACAGCAACAAUAACAACAACGCGCAGGCGAUCCAAUUCCACCAACCGUUCCCGACCACCACGACCCCAGCGUCCGCCAUCCCCGCCCACCUGGCUCCCUCGUCCGCCGGCCCCGGCCAUCCCACCACCUACUCGAGCGCGACGGCCAACAACCUCCUCACCGACAACGCCUCGAUCCUCACGCUCGCGUCGUCCUCCCAACGCCGCCGCCGCCGCUCCCUCGACACCGACGCCUCGGUGCGCGCCCUGGCGCCGUCGUCCCUGUGGGGCGGCAGCCGCGAGUCCUUGCCCCUCAGCGUGCUCAGCGCCAACGUCGACCCGACCGGCAGCGCCGUGGCGCCCGCGCCGGCGGGGUUAUACCAGUCGCAGGGCGGGUCGCGAGGCGGAGGCGGCGGCGGCGAGCGCAACAGUGUGUACGCCAAGCAGCAGAACGAUGGCGCCAGCAUGCGUAGCGGGCUCUUGGGCCACGGACGGGCGGAGAGUAUUAGUGGGAGUAUCGGCGGUGUGUCGAGUCCGUUGGCGAGUCCGCCGGAGAGGAACACGGAAAAGGACGGAAAGGGGGACAGGCAGUAGGACGCUUGUGAGGUGUCUCGGUGCCGGCAGAUGAUGAUGUCUCGAUGCCUGUUUUUGCUGGUUUUGUGUUUUUGCGGUUCUCGAAGGCGGAUUACACGAGGGAGGCUCCUAGGCAAGGGAUCUGUCUAGAGGCUUGGUACAAGACCGGGCUUGGGAAGGGGUACAAUAUGGGGUUGAGCCUUUUUCUUUUUUUCUUUUCUUUUUUUUUCUUGUUUUUUUCUUUCUAUAUUAUGCUGGGUUCUUUGGCUGGGAGUAGGUGGAAGGGAUACCCAGUGGUUUUG
Sodiomyces alkalinus F11 is the source of this 1823-nucleotide messenger RNA. RefSeq lists its product as hypothetical. Lineage: Eukaryota; Fungi; Ascomycota; Sordariomycetes; Glomerellales; Plectosphaerellaceae. Bases 184 to 1542 code for a protein of 452 amino acids. The record is from RefSeq and is a predicted model, not a curated record. The transcript is spliced from 2 exons.